AAAUUUUAAGACAUUGAUCUGGCUUACAGUUGCGUUUUCGCGUUAAAACUAUUUUCUGAUGAAUGAUGUCUGGAAACUAUUACUUUGUCAUUGUUGGUCACCAUGAUAAUCCUGUCUAUGAAAUGGAGUUUUCUCCUCCAAAUAAACCAAAUGAGAAGAGAGAUGACCACAGACAUCUCAACCAGUUCAUAGCACAUGCAGCACUAGAUCUUGUGGAUGAACAGAUGUGGUCUACAAACAACAUGUAUCUGAAAAUUGUUGAUAAAUUUAAUGAGUGGUUUGUUUCGGCAUUUGUUACUGCUGGGCGAAUGAGAUUCCUGAUGUUGCAUGAUGUAAAAAAUGAAGAUGGAAUUAAAAACUUUUUCACAGAGAUCUAUGAGACUUAUGUAAAAUUUGCAAUGAAUCCAUUCUAUGAGAUCAACACGGCUAUCAAAUCACCAUCUUUUGAUAAGAAAACACAAUUUUUCGGCAAGAAAUACUUAGUUGGAUAAUGUGUUCAAAAGUAGAUGGUUUGUCUUGUGUUGAAAUUGUAUUUAUGUUAUGUGAGAUUUAGAUUUUAAUGAAUGCUGAGCAUUCAAGAAUUGUUGUAUUUUGCAGUUUGUCAAAUUUGCAUUUGCAACUCAUGCCCAUGGUUUUUUUUUCAAUUCAUUUUUUAUCAAUAUAAAAUUAAUGAUAUACCAUGUAUUAUUUCUAUUGAUAUUAUUUUAGUAUCUAGUUGUAUAUCUGUUAAGCGAAAUAUUUUUUGUAUAAUUUAAACUUAAAAACUUGUAUAAUCUUACUUGAAGUUGAAGUUAG
Physella acuta is the source of this 795-nucleotide messenger RNA. Its product is annotated as trafficking protein particle complex subunit 2. NCBI's taxonomy places the organism in Eukaryota, Metazoa, Mollusca, Gastropoda, Physidae. The record is from RefSeq and is a predicted model, not a curated record. Gene Ontology annotation, biological process: endoplasmic reticulum to Golgi vesicle-mediated transport.